This is a messenger RNA of Cryptotermes secundus, 1718 nucleotides long. It is a transcript of the gene 128up, whose product is annotated as GTP-binding protein 128up. Bases 168 to 1271 code for a protein of 367 amino acids. NCBI's taxonomy places the organism in Eukaryota, Metazoa, Arthropoda, Insecta, Blattodea, Kalotermitidae. The record is from RefSeq and is a predicted model, not a curated record. Gene Ontology annotation, cellular component: cytoplasm. The transcript is spliced from 8 exons. Gene Ontology annotation, molecular function: GTPase activity; GTP binding. Gene Ontology annotation, biological process: cytoplasmic translation.
UCUUUCGGCAGGCGCAACGCAUGUGCUCUUCUUCGUGACACAUGACAAGAAGUGUACUUUACAGGACAAUAAAUACUGCAGUAUUGUUUUAUUUAGAAAGUCUACGGCUCGUGAUUUGGCGAUAUACGUAAAUUAAGUUCCGUUAAGACCUUUAUCACUGUUAUAAAAUGAGUACAAUACUAGAUAAAAUUGCAGCUAUUGAAGCUGAGAUGGCUCGGACACAGAAAAACAAAGCAACAGCUGGUCAUCUUGGGUUGCUGAAGGCACGUUUAGCCAAGCUGCGACGAGAAUUGAUAACCCCAAAAGGUGGCGGUGGAGGUACAGGUGAAGGGUUUGAUGUUGCCAAAACUGGUGAUGCUCGCAUUGGGUUUGUAGGUUUUCCAUCAGUUGGAAAAUCAACACUUCUGAGCACACUGGCUGGUGUAUACUCAGAAGUUGCUGCAUAUGAAUUCACGACAUUAACAACUGUACCUGGUUGUAUCAAAUAUAAGGGUGCAAAGAUACAACUCCUGGAUCUGCCAGGUAUCAUUGAGGGAGCCAAAGAUGGCAAAGGCAGAGGAAGACAAGUAAUUGCUGUGGCCAGAACAUGUAGCUUAAUUUUCAUCGUGUUGGACGUACUGAAGCCUUUACAGCAUAAGAGGCUGAUUGAACACGAGUUGGAAGGAUUUGGUUUACGACUCAACAAAUCUCCACCUAACAUUGUCUUUCGUAAGAAGGACAAGGGUGGAGUAAACUUACAGACCUUGGUCCCACAGUCCGAGUUGGAUAUUGAUACAGUGAAAUCGAUCUUGUCUGAAUAUCGCAUUCACAACGCAGAUAUCACCCUCAGAUAUGAUGCAACUAGUGACGAUUUAAUUGAUGUCAUUGAGGGAAACCGAAUUUAUGUGCCCUGCAUCUACCUGUUAAAUAAAAUAGAUCAGAUCAGCAUUGAAGAACUGGACAUCAUCUAUAAGAUCCCACACUGCGUCCCCAUCUCAGCUCAUCACAAAUGGAAUUUUGAUGAUCUGCUUGAAAAAAUGUGGGAGUACUUGAAGUUGGUUCGCAUCUAUACAAAACCUAAAGGACAGCUCCCAGACUACGAGUCCCCCGUUGUGUUACAUUCGGAAAGACUGAGUGUAGAAGACUUUUGUAAUAAACUACAUCGCAGCAUAGCAAAGGAGUUUAAGUAUGCUCUCGUCUGGGGAUCAUCAGUAAAACAUCAGCCACAAAAGGUGGGAAAGGAUCACAUCUUGAACGAUGAGGACGUCGUACAAAUUGUGAAGAAAGUAUGAUCAUUAGAAGAAAGGAGAAUGCCUUAGGGCUCCUUGAGUGCCGUCCGAUACAUGUGUACAGAGUGCUGGAACAGCAAUCAUUUCAUUUAAACGGUGAAAAGAAUCUGGAUUCUCUGAGUGAAUGUAUGCAAGCAUUUUUAAUCAUGUGGAAAUGCAGCAGUAAAUAUGCUUGUGGGUCAAAUGGCAGAGAAUGUAACCGACAACCUGAUUUAUGAUAUAUAAUAAAUUUAAAUAAUACUCUACUGUGUCUGUUAAUUUGAUUCAUAUCGAUAGAAAAAUACUUGUAAGAAACUGAUGUGCACAGAAGUUAAGGAUGAUGCAUUUUCCUGGUCAAUGCUGACUGACGAUCAAUACAAUGGGAAGCUCCACUACAUUCAUACAGCUGGAAAACUAAGUUGGAUUACACCAGGCACUUGUCGAAUAAUCCAGCUGAUGGUACUCCAAAAA